This is a messenger RNA of Xyrauchen texanus (razorback sucker), 2695 nucleotides long. Its product is annotated as DDB1- and CUL4-associated factor 11-like. Bases 214 to 1848 code for a protein of 544 amino acids. The transcript has 15 exons. Gene Ontology annotation, molecular function: protein binding. Lineage: Eukaryota; Metazoa; Chordata; Actinopteri; Cypriniformes; Catostomidae. The record is from RefSeq and is a predicted model, not a curated record. Gene Ontology annotation, cellular component: Cul4-RING E3 ubiquitin ligase complex. Gene Ontology annotation, biological process: proteasome-mediated ubiquitin-dependent protein catabolic process.
ACCCGUAAACAACAUGGCGCGUCACGAACCUGGAGAGUCUUGAAAACACCUCAGGGAAGAACUGAAGCGUUCAGCACACCGAACUAACACAUUUAUAAAGUCAAUUUUGACCGCAUCGUUUCUUGGUAAUUUACCGAGGUCUGCAGGAAGCUACAAAAUUUGUCAAGAAGCUGUCAGAGCACUGCGAUCAUAUAACUGGUAGACAAUCAGUCUAUGGGCUCUCAGUCCAGUUCUGGGAUGUCCGGUCAGGGCUCUGGCAACAACCCAGAUCAGUCAGAACCAGAACCCAACCAGAAUUCCAACCAGACGGGCCGCACACAGGCAGAGAGGCAGUCAGAGAGACAGUCAGGAUCAGAAGAGGACGUUGACUUAGCACAAGUUCUGGCGUACCUACUGCGGAGGGGCCAGGUGCGCCUGGUCCAUGGAAGUGGAGCAACAGGCCUGCAGCUCGUGCAGUCAUAUUCAGACUCUGACGAAGACAGUGAUGGGGCCUGGGAUGGGCGGUUAGGACAUCGAUAUGACCCUCCUGUGGAUGCCCAACCAGACACACAGGAAGUAGACCGCAGUGAGAUCCGAACUCAGAUCCUGCUUGCCACUGCUUCUUCAGGACUAAAGGGCAGACACAGUUUCACACAUAUGCUGGCAGAGCGGGAACAGGGACGGUGUCGCGGGUCAAGUUUCUCUCAUGGAGAGUGUAGCCGUAUUCGUUCGCAUUUCAUGCCCAAUCAUGUGGUGUACAAGGACACUUAUCAACAGAAAGUCUUUUGUGGAGUCUACAGUGACGAUGGAAACAUGUUCCUGUCAGCAUGCCAAGAUCAGAAUAUCAGGUUAUAUGACACUAGUAGAGGGCGUUUUGCUCUGAAGAAGACUGUGAAGGCCAGAGACGUGGGUUGGAGUGUUUUGGAUGUGUGUUUUACCCCUGAUGCCAGUUGUGUGCUCUACUCCAGCUGGUCUGACUACAUCCAUGUGUGCAGUAUAGAUGGGGACAGUGAAACACACACUGCUCUGGACCUCAAUCCAGAUGAACGGAGGUUCUGUGUUUUCUCAUUGGCAGCAUCCACAGAUGGAAAAGAGAUUUUAGGCGGUGCAAACGAUGGCUGCCUGUAUGUGUUCGAUCGUGAACAAAACAAGAGAACACUUAAGAUUGACGCUCAUGAGGAUGAUGUGAAUGCUGUAGCGUUUGCAGACAGUUCAUCACAGUUACUCUUCUCAGGGAGUGAUGACGCUCUCUGUAAGGUUUGGGACAGGCGUACACUUAGAGAAGACAGACCACAGCCUGUGGGUCAGCUGGCAGGACACAGAGAUGGAAUCACCUUCAUACACAGCAAGGGCGACGCUAGGUAUUUGAUCAGUAACUCCAAAGAUCAGUCUAUUAAGCUGUGGGACGUGAGGAAAUUUUCCCCUAAAGAAGGACUUGCAGCUUCUCGACUUGCUGUCACACAACAGAACUGGGACUACCGCUGGCAGCAGGUUCCCCAGAGAGCCAUAAAGAGGCAUAAGCUGACUGGUGACACCUCUGUAAUGACAUACAGGGGUCACGGGGUUCUGCACACUCUCAUUCGGUGUCGCUUUUCUCCUGAAUUCAGCACUGGACAGAAGUUUAUUUACACAGGCUGUUCAACAGGCAAAAUCGUCAUCUAUGAUGUAUUGACGGGAUCAGUUGUGUCCAAAAUGUCCAAUCAUGAUGCAUGUGUGAGGGACGUCAGUUGGCACCCUUAUCAAGUCAACAUGGUUAGCAGUUCAUGGGAUGGUGCCAUACGUUUGUGGGAACACGCACAGAAACACCCUCUGGAUAAAGACAGAGAGCGAAGGAGCGUGGAGGUGGUGGAGAUGACAGCAAAAUGUUGAUGAUGUCAGACACGGAUGGGUUGUGGUGCUGUCUCCGCAGAUUUGAAAAGAAAAAUUUAUAUAUAUAUAUAUAUAAAAGAGAACAAAUUUUGUGCAGAGAGUUGUAAAAUCACAUUGAUGAUAUAGUAGGCAGGGGUUUUCAAAGGUGUUAUUUGUUUGAUUCCACAUUGCUCUGUCUGUCUGCAAAAGGAAAAAAGAAAAAAAUCACAAUACCAAUAUAGAAGUUUAAGCAUAAAGGGGCAGUGACAUAUAGGUAUUGGAGACUUCUUUUAUGAUUUCUCUUUUAUGCUUACUGUCACACCUCUUUCUAAGCUUCUAGGGGAUAGUUUAGAACCGGUUCAAACUUAAGUGAAAGAUUUCAAUAUCACGAAUAAUAUGGAAGCAUUAUUUCAGACAGGCGCAAUGCUUUGCUUGAAAUCCCUCAGUAUGGCAACAAUGUUGCUUUACCAAAAAAGCAAUACUUGCAUAAGUAAAUAUAGCAAAAUAAUUUAGACAUGAAGGAUAUGUUUCUAAAAGUGCAUUGGGAAUAAUUCUAAAUAUUGUAAAAAUUUUUAUUGCUAUUAAUGUCCAGGAUUUGAUUUUGUAAUUCAAUGUAAACAAAAAUCUAUUCCUUGUCAAAAAUCUGAAUGUGUGGUACAAGUGUGGCUGGAGACUUUGUCAUGGGUUUACGGAUGUGGAAGUGAGUUUCUCUAUGCAUAUGUGUGUGAGAGUGUUCGCAAUUUGUUUCUGUCGACACAGAUUUGUUUUGUGUGUGUGAUCUAAGUGCAUUUAAAACUCUUUGAGACACACUAAAUUGUUUUACAAGAAUAAUUAAACUUAUGCUCACAACUUUGUUUUGAGUCUAAAU